This is a messenger RNA of Candidula unifasciata, 447 nucleotides long. The record is from the annotation of a GenBank genome assembly. NCBI's taxonomy places the organism in Eukaryota, Metazoa, Mollusca, Gastropoda, Stylommatophora, Geomitridae.
AUGACAGAAGAUGAGAACGUGUGGGAGAGAGACAUGGAAGAUAACCGGGAUAUGUUCAAAGAGGAAGACGCCUCGCCAUCCUCAACAACCAGUACAAUGACAGCUUCCGAAGACGUCAUCAGCAGCAGUAGCAGCAGAAGGAUGCUGUGUGAUGAGCGUUCCGCAUCGCAGUCACCUCUGCUCAAGGAAAAAGUGACUGUCGAUAGCCCGCCUGACGACGUCAAAGCGUUUUUUGGACAUCCGUUGACACGAGCAACAAACGCUCUUAACGGCGAUGAGGUGGACACAAACGCUGAUGCUGAAGCGUUGCUGCACGAGUACAAAUAUUUACAUUCCAUCCAGCGAGACGAAAUCAAGGUCUCUGGAAGGCUGAAUGGGUUUCUGGACAUCGUCAGGUCAGUUCUCUCCCAUCUUUUACUUUUUCAUUUGUACGUUUCUCAGUUCUAG